AUGGCGACAACGAACGUCAGUCAACGACCUUGGCUAGAUCGAACCCCGAAAAAAGAAAACCAACCAUUCACCACAUUUUUAACGGGCAAGCAACCAGCCGGUGUGGUGCUCGUUCAUUCAUUAGUGCAACAGGAGUCGUCCCAGCAGCGCCGGCAGGCGUCAUCAAAUGACGAAUGGAUCGAAAGAAUUCUCGUCAAAAACACCUCGAGAAUAGUUGUUUUUGGCACCUGUUCCAUCCAGCUGAUCGUUUUCCCAACCACCACCCCCACCCAAACACCGUCUUGUUCCCAAUCCCCGACAAAUGCAAGCCAGCGCCGAGCCCAGCAGCUGAAGGUGGCCAAACAGCGGGAAAAAGAAUGGCUCAAGGCCCAGAGAAGUAAGGAACGGAUGGGCCAAGCGCACCUGGUCAGCAACAAACGGCACAUCACGUUCGAGGACAGCGUCGUGCUGCUGGAGGCCGCCGCCCGGAAUGACAUUACCGAGGUGGCCAAACUUCUUCAGAAGGGUGUCACUCCAGAUGCCACCAACAUGGACGGACUGACGGCACUUCAUCAGUGCUGUAUCGAUGACAACGCCGAGAUGCUGAAUCUGCUGCUAGAUUACGGAGCCAACGUGAAUGCCCAGGAUAGUGAACGAUGGACUCCGCUACAUGCGGCAGCCACCUGUGGCCAUUUGAAUCUGGUCAAAAUUUUGAUCGGCCGAGGGGCCAAUCUACUGUCGGUCAAUGCGGACGGCAAUAUGCCCUACGACAUCUGCGACGACGAGGAAGCCCUGGACUACAUCGAAGCCGAGAUGUCAAAGCGGGGCGUCACGCAGGAGCUGAUCGAUGAGACGCGGGCGGCAACCGAGACGCAGAUGCUGCUGGAUCUGCAGGACAUUGCCGUCCAAGGGGCAGACAUGGAAGUACCUGACAGCCAGGGGGCGACACCGCUACACAUAGCGUCCGCCAACGGCUACACUCGAGUGGUUGAGUUCCUAUUAGAGCAGCAUGUAUCGACGGAUGCGGUUGACCACGACCUUUGGACACCGGUACAUGCUGCUGCCUGUUGGGGUCAUCUGGAAGUAUUAGAGAUGCUAGCGCAAAGUGGCGCCGAUUUGAAUGCCAAAAAUAAGAAUGACGAAACGCCUUCCGAUAUUUGCGAAGAUCCGGAGAUUCGGGAACGGAUAGAACAGCUCAAAACGGAGCAGGAAAGUAAACGGCUGGCCGAGGCGCAGCGGAAACGGGUGCGGCGGUCCCAGAGCAACAACACCAGGGCACAAUCGGUUCGGCGGACUUCGCUGCGGGACAAAGGACUCACCACCAAGAAGGACGCCGUCGAGGAAGCUCGGUUUCGAUUACAAGCUCAAGAGGGUUACACAACGCCAGAUGGGGUGACAUCAAGUAAUAACGCUGGCGGUAACUCAACGACGACAAAUGUCAACAACAACAACCUGAACAACGGCAAGAAUGUCAGCAACGGACACCUUAACUCUGUUAACAAUAACAACAACAGCCUCAACGGUAACGGAAAUUGCACCCCGCUCAACAAUGGACUGAACAAUACUCGAUACACCAGCAACAAUAGCAACAACAAUAACAACAACCACCUAAACAAUAACAACAACAAUGCCAAUAGCAAGGAUCACAACAGCUAUCACACAACGUCGUCGUCCACCUCUUCAGCGUACUCGUCCCUCAAUCAGUACGAUCGUCGUUCGCCGGAAGGCAAGGACAACGAUUCCUACAUGAGCGAAACGAGCAGCGUCAAGUUGGGCAGCACCGGAGGCGGAAGCUCGACAACGAGUGGCAACAAGAUGCUGGCGACGACUGCCAACGGAAAUCUAGUCAGUAGCAAUAGUAGCAACAGUGGAGCGCCUGCGACAAACAUUCCAAACGCGACGACCGAAGUCUACUCGACGUCCAACAACGAAAAUGGGAAGAUCAACGUGCAGGUUACGGUUCUAGUGGAUCCAUCUGUCGCAGGAACGCUGGCCGAUCUGAAGAAACACCGGUCCCAGAAUCGAUCGAGCGUGAGUCCGGAAAAUGGGUCGCUUCUGAGUGGCCAGGGCAGUCUGACGACGACGACGACGACGGCCGCAGGAAACGGAACCGGCAACGGAGGCCAACCCCUGGAACUGGCCCUGAUGUCCUCCUCGGGAAUGGACCAACAUCACCAGCAACCGUAUCUGUACAGCGGAAACGGAAGUGCUCCGAUCGAGAAGCUCAACAACCAUCACCUUCAGCAGGUCCAGCAGCAGCAUCGAGAUCAACAGUCACACGGAAACGGGUCGCUUAUUUUGGCCUCCUCCGGUGUUGCCGGAACACGGCCGGACACUCCCAGUGGGACGCUGAAUAAGUUCAGCGGCAAUACCAGUGAUGUGGUCAGCGAUAGUACCAGGUCUAGGCGGUGCUGCGUGAUCAUGUAAGGAAAAGUUCCGGGAGAACAUCAUUGGUAAGUCAAAAGUAUAAGGGAAAAAACGAAAGGACUUGGUUAGCUAGAACGGAUUAAGCGCUGCCCUAGGAUUAGAGAAUGCAUGUUUGGAAGGGACAAGUUAAAAGAAGCUGAAAGGCAACUUAAAGUUGUGAUAUAAUCCAAUUCGAUAGACUAGUUCAUGGAAAAGUCGAAGGACUCGGUAAAAAUCCGUCGCCGUAAUUUGUAAAUAUUUGUAACCGAUAUGUAUGUAGUUAAGUGUGUAGGUAACCAAACUUAUUGAGAGAUUCUAUUUUUUCUAUUUCCUUAAAAAAAACAGACGGAAAAACUCAUGAGACCUUUUUCCAUUCACGCGAACGAUUUCGUUAGAGUAUUAGAUUUAUCUACAUAGAUCGAAAGCACCCAGGAAACAAUUCUAGAAGAACAAAUUGCUGUAGGGUAGAAGUCUACUUUUAGGCGCUAUACUUAGUUCAACAAACUAUUGUUUGCUCCCGCUCGGUCCUUAAAGUGGACCAACGCCUAAUAAAUAUUCAUCAUUAUCUUCAGUAUUCAAUUACUAUUAGCACUUAGUACGAAAUAAAAGUAUAUUUUUCUGUAAAGGCAAAACACCUAAAAGCUCACGUCUUACUUUAUAUCCUAGAAUUUCGUCUGUCCUACUUUUUUCGGCUGCAUUCAAAUGACAUCACAAUGAACGGCGGGCAGGAACUGCAGCUGAAUUUUACAGUAAAGGUGCUCAAAUUUGGAAUUGCCAAAAUAAUUUGAUUUUGCAUCCAAAUUUUGAUAUUUCUGUCAAAUUGAAAACAUUAUUCAAUAGAAAAUUAGGAAAAAGAACUCAGAAUCUGGAUCGAAACUUAUGCAAAGAAUUCUUUUCUCGGUUCAGAUCUUGCAAAAAAAAUGAGAGAAGGUAUGAAUUGUAAAUUUCUUAUUCAAAAUUUAAUUUUUCAAAUGAAGAUUCGAGAUCCAGAAAUAUAAUUCAAAGAAAAUAAUUCAAAUAAAUUUAAAAAUUCAGAAUUCAGAUUCAGAAUUCAGAUUCAGAAUCCAGAUUCAGAAUUCAGAUUCAGAAUUCAGAAUCAGAAUUCAGAUUCAGAAUUCAGAAUUCAGAAUUCAGAAUUCAGAAUUCAGAAUUCAGAUUCGGAACUCAGA
Uranotaenia lowii is the source of this 3554-nucleotide messenger RNA. Its product is annotated as protein phosphatase 1 regulatory subunit 12B-like. The coding region runs from base 1 to 2406 and encodes 801 amino acids. Gene Ontology annotation, molecular function: phosphatase regulator activity; enzyme inhibitor activity; protein binding. Gene Ontology annotation, cellular component: cytoplasm. NCBI's taxonomy places the organism in Eukaryota, Metazoa, Arthropoda, Insecta, Diptera, Culicidae. The transcript has 11 exons. The record is from RefSeq and is a predicted model, not a curated record.